AUGAAUGGAGCAACAAUCAAAGAGGUAAUUGAACUAUUUUUCUCCAACAAUAUUGGAAAAACCGACUUUCAACUAAGACAAGUUACUCCCAGCAAUAACAUCAACGUAUCAACCAAAGUGUUGACAGUUUACUCCGAAAUAAUAAAGCUACUAACAGCAAAUCAAAUUAAAUUUUACACUUACACACCCAAAAGCCUCAAACGUAGAACGUUGAUUCUUAAAGGCAUAAAAGGCGACUUCAAUUGUGCCGACGUUAAAAAUGCCUUAAAUGAACUCCAAAUCCCAAAUGUCGAGAUUAUUAAAGUUCAAGAUAUAGUAUUUAAAACCAGGAAACAUACGAGUCAUCAUCACCUAGUGCAAGUGUCACAUUGGAGCAACACAGCGGUGCUGAUGAAAGUGAAAGGUAUUCUUUUUCAAAAAGCAAGAUGGGAAUUUCUCAGAAAAAAAAUAAUUUUUCAGUGUCGAAACUGUCAAAAGUUGGGACAUUCACAAGCUAACUGCAAGCUCCAACAAAAAUGUGUCAAGUGUGGUGAAACCCAUGACAAAUAUAUGUGCACAAUCAAACCAGAGGACACAAAAGAAGCGCUUAAAUGUGCCAACUGCAAUUGA
Molecule: messenger RNA, 609 nt
Organism: Cotesia congregata
Lineage: Eukaryota; Metazoa; Arthropoda; Insecta; Hymenoptera; Braconidae
Source: the annotation of a GenBank genome assembly